Molecule: messenger RNA, 396 nt
Organism: Erigeron canadensis
Lineage: Eukaryota; Viridiplantae; Streptophyta; Magnoliopsida; Asterales; Asteraceae
Exons: 1
Coding region: 1-396 (131 amino acids)
Source: RefSeq, a predicted model, not a curated record
AUGGACAGAUCCAUAAGAUUCCUAUCUUUGUUAUUCUUUCUUGUGAUAUCAUUCUUUUGCUUCGCUGGUACAUUGGCAGCUACGGCAAACUACACCCUCCAUAUCAAAGAUAAAGACAUCAAAGAUCUCACAAUUGGGUGUGAAAUUCCAGAUUGGAUUAGUGGGGAUAUUAGGCUUCAACCUGGUAAGGAAACUAAAUUUCAAGUUUAUCUUCUUCAGCAAUACGAUUGCAUAUUCAAGUGGCAAUCAAGGGAAAAACUUGUUACAACUUUUGAUGACGAUACUUCUAUUCACUGUAUCGGAGAGGUUAACAAAGAUUGCUUAUGGGAAGUAAGAGUGGACGGUUUUUGGUUUUAUGAUAAAAACAAUCAUUGGAUUAAACGUGAUAAAUGGUAA